AUGCGUCCAACAACAUUCCUCACAACUUUCGUCCUCCCAGCCCUCUCUUCUCUCCCCUUCACAUCAGCCUGGCUCCCCACCAAAGACGCCUCCACAAUCCGUGGCGUAAACCUCGGUGGUCUCUUCGUAAUCGAACCAUGGCUCCAACACGUAACCUGGCAAAACAUGAAAUGCGGUUCUCAAAAGUCCGAAUUCGACUGUGUCAUGUCUCUAGGUCAAUCCCAAGCCGACAAAACCUUUGCCAACCACUGGAAAACCUGGAUCACAGAAGCCGAUCUUAAGGAAAUGGUAUCAUACGGUAUUAACACCGUUCGUAUCCCCGUCGGUUACUGGAUGCUUGAGGAUCUCGUGUACCGAGAUUCUGAGUAUUUUCCCAAGGGUGGUUAUCCGUACCUUGAAAAGAUUUGUAAGGCGGCGAAGAAGUUGGGGCUUUAUGUGAUUUUGGAUUUACACGGUGCCCCCGGUGCUCAGAUCGAUAAGAAUGCGUUUACGGGACAGUUUGCUCCUACUCCUGGGUUUUAUCAGGAUUAUCAGUACACUCGCGCCGUUACCUUCUUGGGAUGGAUUACAAGGAAAAUUCACAGCAAGCCUGAGGUUUUUGGAUCAGUUGGAAUGUUGCAGGUUUUGAACGAACCUCUGGCGUGGCAUCCGGAUGUCACCGCGACAUUGGUAUCUGAGUUUUAUCCAAAGGCGUGGAAGAGGAUUCGAUACGUCGAGCGCGAAUUGAAAGUUAAGAAGUCAAAGCAACUCCACGUUAUGUUCAUGGAUGAGAUGUGGGGUUCUGGAAAUCCAAAUCAAGCUAUCAAGGAAGGUUCCGAACUUAUGAGUUACGAUUAUCAUAAGUAUGUCAAGUGGGAUACCUCCGUUACUCCUACUCGCGAAAGUUAUAUGACUUAUAGCUGUACCGCCGAUUUGGGUUGCAAGAAGCCUUUGAUUGUUGGAGAGUGGAGUUUGAGUGUUCCCGACAACAUGCAGGAGAGCGAGAUGUUUAAGACUUCUGGUGCCGAUGCGGUAGAGUGGUUUGGCAAGUGGUUCGUGGCUCAGCAGCAGAUGUACGAGAGGAGUGGACUUGGUUGGGUGUUCUGGAACUGGAAGACUGAGUUGGGUGAUUGGAGAUGGGGAUACAGGGAUGCAGUUAGGGCAGGAGUUAUUCCAAAGAACCUUAGGGAGUCUGUCAAAUGGAACGUCUGCGGGGCCUACAAGAAGGAUAAGAGGGAGACCGUCGAGACCGUCGAAGCUGUCGAGGUUAAGGCUGAGGUGAAGAGGGGAGUUGAAGAAGUUGUCAAGGUACCAGCUGUCGAGGAGGUACAUGUACAAGCUGAGGAGCCAAAGCCUAGCGGUGUGAGGAAGAGCCACUUGGCAAGGCACAAGUCGUUGAGGAGGACGCAUGCGCAUUUGGUCGGACCGUCUUCUUAA
Messenger RNA from Orbilia oligospora ATCC 24927, 1416 nucleotides. RefSeq lists its product as uncharacterized. Gene Ontology annotation, cellular component: extracellular region; cell surface. The record is from RefSeq and is a predicted model, not a curated record. Gene Ontology annotation, biological process: glucan catabolic process. The transcript has a single exon. Lineage: Eukaryota; Fungi; Ascomycota; Orbiliomycetes; Orbiliales; Orbiliaceae. Bases 1 to 1416 code for a protein of 471 amino acids. Gene Ontology annotation, molecular function: beta-glucosidase activity.